UCUGGCUCACUGGCAGGGUUUGUUUACUGGCGGAGAGGCUGGGAAGAAGGGGGAUCCUACAGGACCUGGGAGACUAUACAAUCUACCUCUGUCUGUGGAAGAAGAAAAAGAGAAAAAAAAAAAAAAAAAACUAGAAAACUUUAUCUCAUACAUUUUCUCUCUUUCUGAUACAUGCUUGGGCGUCGUACCGGACAGCUGUGCGGAGCUUGAACGCAACUUGGAGCAUGUGAAUAUUUUUUUUAAUUCCCUAAAUAAUAAUAAAAAAUAAUAAAAAAGGGGAGUCGAGUGCUGCUGAGCCACGACGAAGUCUGUCAGCUUUCCAGAGAGUCUUACUGAAAUCUCUGCACUGACUGAGCAGGACUUGUCGUUUCGGGGGGAACGAGCUGCCCGACGAAAAACACCUUAUUUCACAAGCAAAAAAAAGAAAGAAAAAAGUAACAUAAGUAGGCUGCAGUGUUUUGUGCUCACUGGAGGACUUGGAAGAUUUUUUUUUACGAAAGACACGCUAACGUUACGCCACGCAUGCCACAACCUACCGAGUCAGCAGCAAACGGCUCCUAAAACCUUCUGAAUUAAGUUAAGGGUCGCUUUUACACCGAUUUCCGCGCAUGCAGAUUUUCUGUUUUUGUAAAAGGAAUAUGCAUUACAGCGGUGUGGGUGUGCGUGAGAUUUCUUAAAGUUGAAAUUAAUUGAAGGAGGUUUUGGUGAAAAGCAGCGCAAACUUCGCUUGUGGCCUGGAUUGGAGUGGUGGAGCCAGGCUAGGCUUGGCUAGGCUAGGCUAGCUGCAGCUAGCUAGCACUAACGUUAGCUUCUGCUCGACCCAGCAAGUCAGUGUUUUUUUGCUCUUUUUUUCAUACACGAACAAACUCAACCGGGCCAAUUUAAUUAGCCUGUGCAUAUAAGACACAGUAAAGAACACUCGUGUCCUGUGCUGGUGUGUGUUGACGGUGCUUUUCCAUGAGGUGGCUAACUUUAGCAGCGUUAGCUUGUGUUUGACUGAACACGUUGGACUCGAUUCUCCGCCCAUCUUCCGGGAUGUCUUUUAUUUAUUUUUGUUUACCUGUUGGCCCACGCCGCAAAACAAAACCAAUUUCCUGAAGGUAUUUCUCCUCCAGUUUUGAACUGCCCCCCACCCUAUCCCCCCGCCAAGGAUUAUUGUAUAUUUGACCCGGACUGGUGCUGGAUGGUGUCUUAUCCCGAGUCAGUGAUGUGUCUCCGGACUUUGUGUUUUGUUUUGACCGCUGUCUGCUUUUUGAUGAGCUGUCAUCGAGCGACUGGAGAGGUUUGUCCAAGCAAGGACAUCCGGAACAAUGUGACCAACCUGCAGACGCUCGAGAACUGCACUGUGAUCGAAGGCCACCUGAAGAUCUUACUCAUGUUCAGGACCAAGCCAGAGGAUUUUCGGGGCCUCAGUUUUCCCAAGCUGACGGUGGUCACAGACUAUCUGUUGCUCUUCAGGGUGUACGGCCUGGAGAGUCUCAGCGAUCUCUUCCCCAACCUCACAGUCAUCAGAGGCAACAACUUGUUCUUCAACUACGCCCUGGUGGUGUUUGAGAUGCUCCAGCUGCGAGAGAUCGGCCUCCAUAGCUUGAUGAACAUAACCCGAGGAGCCGUGAGAAUCGAGAAGAACCCGGACCUCUGCUAUCUCUCCACUCUGGACUGGUCCAAGAUCCUGGACUCAGUGGAGGACAACUACAUCAUGGCCAACAAGAACGACCGAGAGUGCGGAGACGUGUGCCCCGGGGCGGCUGUCGGAAAGACCACCUGCCUGACAACAACCAUCAACGGACACUUCAGUGAACGCUGCUGGACGCAGAACCACUGUCAAAGAAUGUGUCCUGUUCAGUGCAAACACCGGGCCUGCACCAAGGACGACCAGUGCUGCCACGACCAGUGCCUGGGCGGCUGCCUGAAGCCGAGCUCGGCCGCUCACUGCGUGGCCUGCCGCGGCCUCCAGCAUGAGGGUAACUGCGUGGAGCGCUGCCCUGAAAACCACUUCACCUACAAGGGCUGGCGCUGCGUCUCCUUCGCCUUCUGCCAGGAUCUCCACAACGGGUGCAAGCGGGAGAAGGAGCGCAGCAAGAGCCCAGACUGCCACGAGUACGUAAUCCACAACGGUGCCUGCAUCCCUGAGUGUCCCUCUGGCUACACCACCGUCAACUCCUCAUCGCUCAACUGCACUCCCUGUGCAGGGCUGUGUCCUAAGGUGUGUAUGGGUCUGAAAACUGUGGACUCUGUCACUGCAGCCCAGGCUCUGAGAGGCUGCACUGUCCUCAAUGGGAGCCUGGUCAUCAACCUGCGUGGAGGAAACAACAUAGCAGCUGAACUGGAGGCCAGCCUGGGCCAGCUGGAGGAGAUCACUGGCUACCUGACAGUGCGACGUUCCUACGCCCUCGUGUCCCUCUCGUUUUUCCGCAAGCUUCGUGUUAUUCGUGGAGAGGAGCAGGAAAUCGGGAAUUACUCCUUUUACGCCCUGGACAACCAGAACCUGCGGCAGCUCUGGGACUGGUCCAAACACAAGCUCACCAUCCUGCAGGGGCGCAUGUUUUUCCACUACAACUCCAAACUUUGCAUGUCCGAGAUCCGCAAGAUGGAGGAAGUGACAGGAACCAAGGAGCGGCUGGUGAAGAACGACAUCGCCUCCAAGACCAACGGAGACCAGGCCUCAUGCGAGAACCGUGUGUUGAAGUUCACCCAGAUCCGAACCAUGAGUGAUAAAAUAAUGGUCAAGUGGGAAGCCUUCUGGCCUCCAGACUUCAGAGACCUGCUGGGAUUCAUGGUGCUUUACAAAGAAGCGCCUUUUCAGAACGUAACCGAGUUUGAUGGACAGGACGCCUGCGGCUCCAACAGCUGGGUGAUCGCCGAUGUGGACCCUCCGCGUCGAGCCACGGAGGGGGACAAAGAGCAGUUUGAACCGGGUCAUCUCAUACUGCCGCUGAAGCCCUGGACACAAUAUGCCAUAAUGGUGAAAACCCAGCUCUCUGCCUCAGACGAGCACCAGGUCCACGGAGCCAAGAGCGAGAUCAUCUAUGUUCGCACCAAUGCCACCAAACCCUCGGUCCCGCUCGACCCUAUCUCCUCGUCCAACUCUUCAUCCCAGAUCAUCCUCAAGUGGAAACCUCCCAAUGACCCCAAUGGCAACAUCACUCACUACCUGGUCUUCUGCCAGCGCCAGCCCGAAGCCAGCGAGCUCUACAAGUUUGACUACUGUCAGAAGGGAAUGAAGCUGCCAUCGCGGGUGCCCACUCAGGUGGACAGUGACGAGGAGCAGAAGUGGAACCAGACAGAGGAGCAGGGCCAGGGGACACGAUGCUGCGCCUGUCCCAAAACCGACAAGGAGCUCAAGAAGGAGAAAGAGGACUCGGAGUACCGCAAAACCUUUGAGAAUUACCUACACAACGAAGUCUUUGAGAUCAAACGCUCGAGACAGCGACGAUCCGUGAUGGGCAUCGCCAACCGAACACACCCCUUCCACACCACCACACCCAGCCCACCCGAGGGCACGCACAGCCCCGACGACGAGGACGAGGAAACCUUUGAAAGCACCAAGACUGUGGUCACCGUCCACGCCAAGGAGUCCACCGUCAUCUCCAGCCUGCGGCACUUCACCAGCUACCAGAUCGAGAUCCAUGCCUGCAACCACCCGACCGACCCGUCCCGCUGCAGCAUGGCUGCAUACGUCAGCGCCCGCACAAUGCCUGAAGACAAAGCAGAUGACAUUGUGGGUCCCAUCCUUUACGAAGUGACAGAAAACACAGUGCACAUCACAUGGCAGGAACCUGUCGCCCCUAACGGCAUGAUCAUCCUGUACGAGGUCAACUACAAGAGACUGGGAGACUCUGAGGAGCUGCACUACUGCGUGUCGAGGAACAUGUUCAGAGAGACCCGCGGCUGCAAGCUGAAAGUGAUGCAUCCUGGGAACUACACGGUGAGGAUCCGGGCCACAUCGCUGGCUGGGAACGGAUCCUGGACCGAGCCCACAUACUUCUACGUCCAGGACCCAAGCGAUCCUCUCUAUGUUGUGAAGAUCGUCAUUGGCCCUGUCAUCUGCUUUGUCCUGCUGCUGUUUGUGGCCGUGGCGGGAUUCGUCAUGUUCAAGAAGAAUCAAACUCAAGGACCAAGUGGCCCCAUCUACGCUUCUUCAAACCCAGAGUAUCUCAGUGCUAAUGACGUGUACGAGGAGGACGAGUGGGAGGUGCCCAGGGAGAAGAUCAAUAUUUUGAGGGAGCUGGGUCAGGGCUCUUUCGGCAUGGUCUACGAGGGCAUCGCCAAGGACAUCAUCAAGGGCGAGUCAGAAACACACGUCGCGGUGAAGACUGUGAACGAGUCGGCCAGCCUGAGGGAGAGGAUCGAGUUCCUGAACGAGGCCUCGGUCAUGAAGGCGUUCAGCUGCCACCAUGUGGUGCGGCUGCUGGGUGUUGUGUCUAAGGGCCAGCCCACUCUGGUGGUGAUGGAGCUGAUGACCCACGGAGACCUGAAGAGCUACCUGCGCUCUCUGCGACCUGACGCUGAGAACAACCCUGGGCGUCCACCUCCCACUCUGAAGGAGAUGAUCCAGAUGGCUGCUGAGAUUGCAGACGGCAUGGCUUACCUUAACGCCAAGAAGUUUGUCCACAGGGACCUGGCUGCCAGGAACUGCAUGGUGGCUCACGACCUUACCGUCAAAAUAGGAGACUUUGGUAUGACAAGAGACAUCUACGAGACUGACUACUACAGAAAAGGUGGGAAGGGCCUUCUGCCCGUCAGGUGGAUGGCACCUGAGUCUCUGAAGGACGGAGUCUUCACUGCGCAUUCAGACUGCUGGUCAUUUGGGGUUGUGCUGUGGGAGAUCAGCACGCUGGCCGAGCAGCCGUACCAGGGCCUGUCCAACGAACAGGUCCUCAAGUUUGUCAUGGACGGAGGCUACCUGGACCGACCAGACAACUGCGCCGACAGACUACACAACCUGAUGCAGAUGUGUUGGCAGUACAACCCCAAGAUGCGUCCCACCUUCCAGGAGAUCAUCGAGAUGCUGCGUGAGGACCUGCAUCCCACUUUCCAGGAGGUCUCCUUCUUCUACAGUGAGGAGAACAAGCCACCCGAGAGCGAGGAUUUUGACCUGGACAUGGAAAACAUGGAGAGCAUCCCGCUGGACCCGUCGUCCUACUCCCAGAGGGAGCAGUGUUUGGACAGGGACGAGGCCUCCUCCAUGGGCCUGAGGGGCAGUUACGAGGAGCACCACAUCCCGUUCACACACAUGAACGGGGGAAAGACCAACGGACGAAUACUGGCCCUACCACGGUCCAGCCCCUCCUAACAUACCAUACACAUCCCGCGCAAAACGCAUCGAUGCUAUAGAUUUAAAUAUAUUUUUGUCUUUUGUUGUCAUUUUAUAUAGAUCACACUUUUAUCACACUCUCCUCAGACGCCCCUCAGUGCAUAUCUCAGGACCUUAUUUUUCUCCUCAGAUGCCACAAACACACACUACAGUAAGUCCAAGCACGGACGCCAGAAGACACUUUUUUGUAUUUAAGGAUGAAAUCUCCCACGUCUCUCUUGUUAAUGAUUGUAGUUUAUAUACUGUAUAUAUAUUGCCAAGUUUGUGCUAGACUGGGUGGAUGAUGGAUUCAACUGUGAAACAAACUCUUGACAAACAAGAAGGCUGCUAAACCCACUGUCCCCCCUCCUCCCUAAGUCCAGACUGUUUCCCUCUCCCCUCCCAUGCCACCCCCUCUUAAUUCAACAAAAGGGUUCAUCCCCGGGUUGCUACAUUUUGAGAAAAAAAAAGUGCCCUUCUAUUUUGUCUGUGGCCUACGAACGUACAUCAGUUGUCACAGAACUGUGUCUGAAUCUUUGUAGGCAAGUGGAUUACGAACUGAAAUUGAAAAGACUUUGGGAAUUCAGUGCUGGAUGGUCAAUGACGGUCCAUCCUCGAACAAACUCUUAUCCACUGGAGAAGCUGGUUGAAGUGGCUUACCUCCUCACACUCUGCAGUAUUCCAAAACGGCUCACAGGAUAAACACAGGACUUUUGUCGGGUUAUAUUUUUUUAAUUUAUUUACUUGUCUUUCUUUCUUUCUUUUUCUUUUUUCUUUUUUGAGUUUUCACAUUUACAGCUGAAGGAUAUUUAAACUGUUUUCAAAAACACGUUGGCGAACGAGUUCCUCAGAUUGACCAAUAGCUGCUUCUUUGGUAUAUUUUAGUGGGUCUAGAAGAUAAAAUAUAUAAAUAUAUAUAUAAAUAUAUUAUUGAUGUUUUUGUACAUAGCUGAUAUGUUGUCAUUCUUGAGGUAUUUCCGGUCAUAGAAAAUGUUUUUACAUGUUAGUCUCUUAUGUUUAUUUUUUCUAAUCCAGAAAAUCAUACUAAUUAUCUUUUUUGGACUCAUGAUCAACCAACAGCACUUGGUCUUUUUUGCUAUGCGAUGCCCAGGAGAAGAAGCAUUUUGGCGUCUUCAGCUUAAGAUGUCUGCCCAUCAUAUCGAGAUCAAAUAAAAUAGUGCUGUAAAUAAUGCAGCAAGGUGCAUUCAUGAA
Molecule: messenger RNA, 6508 nt
Organism: Lates calcarifer (barramundi perch)
Lineage: Eukaryota; Metazoa; Chordata; Actinopteri; Centropomidae
Gene: insra
Product: insulin receptor a
Exons: 21
Coding region: 1184-5296 (1370 amino acids)
Biological process (GO): positive regulation of kinase activity; multicellular organism development; glucose homeostasis
Cellular component (GO): axon; membrane; insulin receptor complex
Molecular function (GO): phosphatidylinositol 3-kinase binding; insulin receptor activity; insulin receptor substrate binding
Source: RefSeq, a predicted model, not a curated record